Schistosoma spindalis is the source of this 1249-nucleotide messenger RNA. Lineage: Eukaryota; Metazoa; Platyhelminthes; Trematoda; Strigeidida; Schistosomatidae. The record is from the annotation of a GenBank genome assembly.
CGAGAUACAAUUUCGAAUGCAUUGCGAUGAUACUAACAUUCCCAAGGUCAGGCGUGCGCAAGGUCGAUAAACUUUCCUGGCUAUAUUACUUUUUAACAUAUUAUUUUCUUAACCAAUUCUUACCAUAUAAAAAUUACACAAUCUUGAUUUUUAGGUAUGGAAUUUAUGUACCCAAUUUGAUUAUGUUUUCACAAUAAAAGAAAACAAAUUCAAAAUAGUUUAUUUCACCUAAAGAAGCUGAUGGAUUUAUGGUCCACGACAUUCCUACCUGUUUUAUUCUAUUUUCAUGAAAGCAACAAGAAUUCGAGAAGCUUUUUGCCAUGGUUUGUGGUCACCUACUAAGUCUGACUUUCUUUUUUCCCUUAACUGUCUUUCUCUGAAUGAACAACAAGUAGCUUUGCGUUUUGCUUACCAACGAGAUGUACUUAGUUCUAUGGUUGGAAAGUUACUUAUACGUGGAACGGCUGUACGAUACCUUAAGAUUUCUCCACAUGAUGUCAAACUAGAACGUUCUCCGGAAGGAAGGCCAUAUAUUUUGGGUUAUUCUGAUGUGUUGGACUUCAAUAUUUCACAUGGUGGCGACUUCACCAUAAUUGCUGCAACUUCUGAGGGUCGAUGUGGGACUGAUGUUAUGCCAAUAGAACUGCCAGCAUUUCAAAGGUCCGUAAAUGACUUCGUUUUGAAAAUGAAGGAUAUAUUUUCAUCUACAGAAGUGAACCGUAUUUUAUCCUCUGGGUCAGAAGCCGAAAAAAUGAGAAAAUUUUAUGAACACUGGUGUUUUAAAGAAGCUUAUGUUAAAGCUUUAGGAUGUGGACUUCGUAUCCCCUUAAAAACAAUAGAAUGCCAAUUUUCUGACGAUGGCAAUAAAUUCUCGAUUGGUAAUGAGCUUAAAAAUUGGGCCUUUGAAAAACAUAACCUACCUGAAAAUCAUCUGGCGGUAGUUGCUUGGUUUGAAAACACAUAUGUGGAGACCGAAACCAGUACUUCAUUUUCUCAACUGACAUUUGAACAAUUAGUGGACAAGUUAGCAGUCUUAUCGCCUGUAGAUAAUACUGCUUGGGACCAGUUUUUGAGGAAACCUCAUUCACCACCAUCUCGUCAACGAAUUUAAGUUAAUCAAUUUAGAUUUAAUUCAUUUUUGACAUUUAUUUAGUCGUCAAUUGCAUGCUAAUCAUUGAUUUCGGUAUAUAAAGUAUUUUAUUUAAGGGAAAAUUUUGUAUAUUUAUGAAAUAAACAUUUUACUGACCUA